AUGGAAUCCAUUGAGUCUAACGGCGCGCCCGCGUCCAGAGCCCAAACGAAGAAAGCUCUGAAUUUGUCGGAAUACAACACAUUCUUGGAAAGUAUCGCCAAAAGCAAAAAACUUGAAGCUGAAGAGAUUAAGCAUAAGUUAGCGAGCAGUGGCCCUCCAUCUACUACCAAAACAACGACGGCCGUCACAUCUGGUGCUGUGGGAAGACUUACAGAUCACACGAAAUAUACGGGUUCUCACAAACAGAGGUUUGAUGAAAGUGGUAAAGGCAGGGGUAAAGAGGGUCGGGUAGACAUCCCUAAAACUAGUGGUUAUGUGACCGGAUAUAAAGAGGAAACUCAUUGAAUGCAUCACACAUUUACUUAAUAUAUCUUAUAAAUGACAUAUUAUGCCAUAUAUAAACUAAACAUAAUACCAUAUAUUGUACCGUAUUAUAUUUAGAUGUUUGAUCCUUAAUAUCUGUUUUUGUGAACAAAUCAUUAUUAUAUCCUUAAGAUAUGCUGAAGUAAUUCUUUCAUACAAUAGCCAAACUGUUAAUCUUUCAGAGAUUUAUGUUAUUAUGUUUGUCAACAAUAAGAGGAAUGAAGUGAAAUUCACUGACUUUAACGCAUAUUGACGUUAAACACAGAAUAUAUUGAAACGAAUUUAAUUGAAAAUUUAUCAAAUUUAC
Messenger RNA from Oppiella nova, 670 nucleotides. Lineage: Eukaryota; Metazoa; Arthropoda; Arachnida; Sarcoptiformes; Oppiidae. The record is from the annotation of a GenBank genome assembly.